GAGGGGAGGGAGACCGCCAGGCAGGCAGGCAGGCAGGGGAGCCUCUCCGCAGGAGGAGGAGGAGGAGGAGGCGGCGAGCAAGCGAGCCACGAUGAGCGCUCCGCGGUGGCCGUCCCCUUGCCUGGCGCCUCGGCUCGGCGCCUCUUCCUGGUGGCGGUGACCUGCCUUGCCUGCGCGCCCGCCCGCCCGCUCCAUGCAGCUCUUCUUCCAUUGCGGAAGCGUCGCGGCUCUUCUGCUCCGGGGACGCCUGGCUCUGACGACGGCAGCAGCAACGGCCGCCGGGUUCCCAGCCCGAGCGCUGCGCCUCUGCCGGCCGGCUGGGAAGUAAAUGCCGGUGGCGGCGGCGGCGGCGGCGGCGGUUCUCCUGGCCCCCCCGUGGCUACCCCCACGGGCGACAGGAGGACUAAUAUGCUCACUCGGGUAAAGUGUGCCGUGGCCAAUUUCAUGGGAGGCAUCAUGGCUGGCAACUCGGGCUCGGAGCACGGCAACGGCAUGGAUUUGCCCCUCCGCUUCCCUUACGGCCGGCCCGAGUUCCUGGGGCUCUCCCCGGACGAGGUCGAGUGCUCCGCCGACCACAUCGCCCGGCCCAUCCUCAUCCUCAACAAGGAGACGAGGCGCCUGCCUUGGACCACGGGAUAUGCCGAAGUGAUCAAUGCAGGGAAAAGUACACACAAUGAAGACCAAGCCAGUUGUGAGGUGCUUACUGUAAAGAAGAAAUCAGGGGGAAGUAAUUCCACACCAAACAAAAACUCUGCCAAACGAAGAUCUUCAUUGCCAAAUGGGGAAGGGCUGCAGCUAAAAGAGAAUUCAGACUCAGAUGGCAUCACUUUCCACUACUGGUCAUUAUUCGAUGGGCAUGCUGGAUCUGGGGCAGCCGUUGUAGCUUCAAAGCUCCUUCAGCACCAUGUUGUGGAACAGCUACAGGAGAUUGUGGAUAUCCUGAAAAACUCUGCUAUCCCUCCUCCAACCUGCCUGGGGGAGGAGCCAGAAAGCAUGAAUACCAACAGCAGAACUCUAACCAGGGCAGCCUCCUUACGUGGGAAUGCGGGAGCCCCAGGUUCACCUGGCACCCCACCAACUCGCUUCUUUACAGAGAAGAAGAUCUCUCAUGAAUGCCUCAUUAUAGGAGCUAUUGAGACAGCAUUCAGGGAAAUGGAUUUGCAGAUAGAGCGAGAAAGAACUGUGUACCAUAUCUCUGGUGGUUGUACAGCCCUCAUUGUGGUGUGUUUGCUAGGCAAGCUUUACGUGGCCAAUGCUGGUGAUAGCAGAGCCAUUAUAAUCAGAAAUGGAGAAGUCAUUCCAAUGUCUUCAGAGUUCACUCCAGAAACAGAGCGUCAGCGUCUUCAGUAUCUGGCAUAUAUGCAGCCCCACUUGCUUGGAAAUGAGUUUACACAUUUGGAGUUCCCAAGAAGAGUUCAACGCAAAGAAAUUGGAAAAAGAAUGCUUUACAGAGACUUCAACAUGACUGGAUGGGCAUACAAGACCAUUGAAGAGGAUGACUUGAAAUUUCCCCUUAUAUAUGGAGAAGGGAAGAAGGCCCGUGUCAUGGCAACAAUUGGGGUUACAAGAGGACUUGGAGAUCAUGACUUGAAGGUGCAUGACUCAAACAUCUACAUCAAGCCAUUUUUGUCCUCAUCACCGGAGGUAAGAGUAUAUGACCUUCUCCAGUAUGAGCACGGGCCAGAUGAUGUGCUGAUUUUAGCUACAGAUGGUCUCUGGGAUGUCCUAUUAAAUGAAGAAGUGGCAGAAGCUAUCACUAACUUCCUGUCAAACUGUGACCCUGGUGAUCCUCACAGGUACACCUUAGCAGCUCAGGAUUUGGUAAUGCGAGCCAGAGGAGUGCUGAAGGACAGAGGCUGGAGGAUAUCCAAUGAUAGACUCGGCUCAGGAGAUGACAUUUCUGUUUACGUCAUUCCUUUAAUACAUGGAAAUAAACUCUUGUAAAACCGGCACCAAUACUGGUAAUAGGGAAGAUGUGCUUUUUAGUAAUAGUCUUUUGAAAAGACAGGCUAUUCAGAAAUGAGAAAGGUAUCUCUAACAGAUAAAAUUGUAAAUUUGGUUGGACUCAGUUAUUUCUACUUGAAAUAUAGGGGCUGAAUUGUAUAUGAUUUAUGUUUUUGGUGCAUAUCAGGACCAGAACUUUAAUGCUGCUAGUAUAUUAGUAAUUUCUUUUUAAUGUCCCUCCUGGUGAGGAUCUUUUUGUGUUCUGAUAGAAUUUAUCUUUCCCAGUUUAAUGUAGCCUGAAAUAUUGCUUGAGAUGUGAAUUGGGAAUACUGUUCUUGAAGCUGGUAAAGUAGCCAUUAUCCAUUCAGUCUCCAAAUCAGCAGAUACUAUUAGAACAAAUAUAAUGUAUAUGGUAUUAAGAUGAAGAAAGCCUAAUACAACAUUUGUGUAAAAGCUGUUAAUGUUUCAGUGGAGAACUUCUGAAAGGUUUUAUUUAUGUACAUGAAUUCAAGCUUUUAGCUCUUUUACAAUGUUAUAAAAAUCUGGGUGUCAUAGUUCCUUUUCUAUGUUCAGGUGGCAAAGCAAACUUUUUCUCUGGAUUUGGUCCAACACCUUUGAAUAAGGUUGCCUAAGGAAAUAGAGAAAUGUUGGUUGAGAAAUGUAUUCUUGCAUUGUUUCUUGUUAAGAUUUUGUGUGUGUGUGUGGGUUAACAAUGAUGUAGCAGACUGGGAGGAUUUCCUUGAAAAUCAUUUUUUUUUGGCACCAUACAUUUUUCAUUCAUUGAAUGCUUCUGUCUCAUCUACAUAUAUCCUGUUGAAAGGAUUGUUGUUUAGGUACUGCUUUGUUUGUUAUACUUGGCAAUGUUUGUCUUCUGAAUUUAUUCUUAACUAUUACUGGGGUGUUUCAGAGCUUUUCUUCAGAAGAUAAAGUUCUUUCUGACUACAUGUUUUCUGCUUUAAUUGCUUUUACUGCUUCUGUUGAUAUUCACUGGCAGAUAGCAGUAUUUAACAUUGUAAACCCAGAUGAUAUAGAAAAGCUGUUGCAAAAAAAGAUGAGACUCAUCAGCUUGUUUAUUUUCCAGUACCUGUGUCCUCUGUCCAUUAAUAUAGCAUUAUAAUAGAUCACAGCAAACAUUCCAGUAAGAAACAGAUUCAGUUAAGGCUUUUACAUUUGCGUGUACAUACAUAAUCUCUUCUAUGGUGGGUUUUUUUGAGAGUAAUUUUCUUCUUUCCAAAUGACUCCAUUCAAUUGGGUAUAGGUGAUUAUGAGUUUGGCUCCUCAGGUAUUACUUCCUUUGUAAAGAACUACAGAAAUAAGCUAGCUGAAAAAGUGAACUGGUAAAAAUAAUGGAUAACAGAUGAAUAAUCUGAGAAUUGUUACCAUCUCAGAAAAGAAGUUGUCUAUGAUAGAGAGUAGCACAUAAUUUUCUAUUUUUACGUUUCUCCCCAUUUUAACAGAAUUAGCCUCAAAAUAAAUGAUAUACUAUAUAUUUUUACUGAAACAGGCAUUUUAUUUACUUCACCACAUUAAGCUUUGUAUGUCACCUUUGCAUUCCACUUUUUCUUUGAACAUGCUAAUACUGCAUAGAUUUCAAUCUGAAAUUGAAUACCUGUUAGCUUCUGACAUGAACUAAAUUGGUGUGCAAUAACAUAUUUCUGACAUGACAUUUCUGAAAUACAAAAUUCCAUAAAAUCAAUGGAAUUUUUACAUAAAUCAACAGUACUUCUAAAAUUUAUCUUCCAUGUAUUACUAUACUUGAUUUCAACUGUAUGUUCAGAUCAGCAUGACACUUUCUGUCAUAUUUGCCUAAAGAAGCCUUGAUCAUGUAUGUUUCAUUCAAAGUGAAAUUCUUUCAGUAUUCUUUUUCUUCACUGUUAAAUAACUGGACAUAUACGCUCUUGUACAGGACUUAAAUACAUUUCCUACUUACGGCACCAUAGUUGUAGGUAAAAUACAAUGCAGUAGAGUAGAGUAUUUUUGGUAAUAAGGUCUGCUAUUAGUUUCAUCCAGAAUAAAAGUAGUUUUGCCAGUACAGAAACACUAUUGAUUCAGUGUUUGUUUCAGUAUAUUCACAAGGUCAUACUACAUCUGAGUGUGGCCUCCAUUACAGCUCUGCAACUUAUCUGGACAUUGAAUGGCUUAGAACAACCAAUAGCAACAAUUGAAUGGCAUUGAUAUAUCACUGAGACAGAUUGUUAUCUUUAAUUUUAAGUAAGGAAAAAAAUGGCACUUGCCAGAAACAUUUAAAUGAAAUAGUGUUCUGUGUGGUGCUGUAUUGCUUCUUCCUGAUUUGUGGUACAAUUUGUAAAUGUCAUUUAAUUUACAUAAUGUGCAGUGGGAAAUAUUUCUUUAGCCUCACCAUCAAAAGUAGUCCUAGAGAUUUUAAGAAGCAGCAGAAUAGUGUCAGAGUAAAAUAAUAGUAACAAUGAUGAUUAUGACAAAAUGUUCAUUUUCAGUCAUAAGAUUGAACCUGUUUUAUAAAGCAUUAGGCCUGGUGUUUCUUGUUUGGUAUCUGGCAGCUCCAACUACCAGACCAAAUCAUCUUAUUUUUGUACAACGUAAUGACAUAUUGUUUACAGAUAACUUCUAGCAGUCACACCCCCUGCUCAGAAUUGUUAAAGAAAAUGUAGACAUUUGUAUGUAUCAAAAACUAUAUGCUUUGAAUGAAUCCAGAAAUCUAAGUUGCAUCUUAAGGUACAGACCAGAGUUCAUUUGGCUAUUACCAUUUCUCUGCAUGAAAGAGUUCAGAACUUGUUUUAGACAUUGAUACUUGAGAUGCAGCAGUGCAUUUUCCAGCUGAGCAAAUAAAAACCUAUAACUAGAAUCCAGAUAGGCAUGAAUGGCCCUUCAAAAGCCUCUUUCCAGAGCUUGCAGUCCUCUGGAAUGAAAUCCUGUAAAUUAUAAGGGGUUGUGUACCUUAUGUUCCCCAGGACCUGUAGGUUGUGAGUUCGGCAGGUCAUGGUUGGAUCUCGCAUGCUUUAUUACUAAGCUACAAGAUGAAAUUUGCCAAGCUCAGCAAACAAUUAUGCAAACUGUAAUACUACUGAAAUCAUUUUCAUUAUGACAGUUUGCUAUUGCUUUAAGUAUUGUAUAACCCAAAACACUGUGAAAAAUUAGGUUUAAGAGUAACCAGAUUACAGGUUUUUGUUGUGUUUACUUGAUAAAAGUUACUAGGUAACAAUCUAGAAUCUCCAAUACAGAUGAGAAAGAUGGUAUUUUGAACAAAUUAUUAUUGUACCACAAUAUACUUCAAUAGUAUUGAUGACCAAUUCUUAGCAUAACCUGUCUGAAGGGAAUUGGAAAAGCUCUGUCUUUCAUAGUGCCUGUUUCUACCAGUUGGAAGAAUUUUUAAGCAAAAAAUCAAUUGAAUGAGAUAAAAAGUAGAGGAAAUUCACUAUUCUUGUGGUGUAGUUAAGAUAGUCAUGUGCUAGAUGGCAGAGUAAAACUUCUCAGUGGGAUUGACCAACUCCACAUAAUCUUACAAACUGCACAUGAGAUAUUGUUUAUUUGCUUGUGUUCUUUCAUCAACCUCUGUUUCUAAAUAAAAUAAAAUAAAAUCUA
Molecule: messenger RNA, 5505 nt
Organism: Pogona vitticeps (central bearded dragon)
Lineage: Eukaryota; Metazoa; Chordata; Lepidosauria; Squamata; Agamidae
Gene: PPM1H
Product: protein phosphatase, Mg2+/Mn2+ dependent 1H
Biological process (GO): protein dephosphorylation
Cellular component (GO): mitochondrion
Molecular function (GO): [pyruvate dehydrogenase (acetyl-transferring)]-phosphatase activity
Source: RefSeq, a predicted model, not a curated record